AGUGUUUGGCAGCAGACAUGGACACCGCCUCUUUUCUCGUCGUCCUUUCGCUGAUUCUUCUCGGGUAUCUCUACCUCAGAAGGAGGAAGCUCUACGCCAACCUUCCCCCAGGACCCUGGAGUGUACCCAUUCUCGGAAGUCUGCCUUUCUUAGGUAAAGACCUCCGAAUGGAGGCGAUGCGGAUGUCCAAGGAAUUCAACUCUGACCUCAUUACGAUCAGUCUGGGACAACAACUCUGCAUACUACUCAAUUCAUUCGAUUCGAUAAAGGCGGCGCUGUCAGGCGAGGAUUUCUUGGACAGACCCAACAUCGUCUUCUUCCUGUAUCUCAACAAAAAAGGUAUUGGCAGCGCUGAUGGCCAACUAUGGAAAGAACAUCGCCGGCUCUCGCUCUCGGUGCUACGAGAUAUGGGCAUGGGCAAGAUGGCCGCCGAAGAAAAAAUCGAAGAGGAAAUCCAUCAACUCAUCGACGAAAUUGGGAAGAAGGGAGGCAGAAGUUUCGAGAUCGGUCCAUUACUAAGCAUGGCGACUGCGAACGUAAUCUUGGCGAUUUUGGCUGGCCAGAGGUAUGAUUAUGAGGAUCCGGAAUUUCUAUAUUUCGUCACGCGAUUCAAAGAAAACCUCACUCUGAUGCCGAGCGAAUCCUUGCUGAGUAUAUUUCCGUCAUUGCGCCACAUACCGGGAGACCUCUUCAACUAUGCCACGAUCAAGAAGAACGUUCGGGCCACGGAGGGCUUUGCGGUGAAACUCAUCAACGAGCACAAGAAGCGCUUUAAUCCUGAUAAUAUUGCUGAUUUCCUCGAUGCCUACAUUGCUGAGAAAGAAAAGCAGGACAAGAAGGAUCCAAACAACACAUUUACAGAUGAGCAGCUGCAGACUGUCUUCACCGACCUCUUCGAGGCCGGAAGCGAGACUACCGCCACCACUCUAGAAUGGGCGAUACUACUCAUGGUCACUCAUCCCGAAAUACAGCGGAAGAUCCAAUCAGAAAUCGAAGAUGCCAUCGGAGGCGAACGAUUCCCGACCAUGAAAGACCGCCGAAGUCUUCCUUUCACCGAAGCCGCUGUGCUCGAAAUACAACGUUUCGCCACAAUUGCGAGCUUCGGUCUUCCGCACUGCAACCUGUUCCGAGAUGUAUCGUUCCAGAAUUUCACAAUCCCCAAAGGCACCAUGAUGAUGCCAAAUAUCUGGGCCGUACACAGGGACCCGAAGAUUUGGAAGAACCCUGAUGCUUUCGAUCCUAGUAACUUCCUGGAUGACAAAGGUGGAGUUGUUCACAAACCCGAACUCAUACCUUUUGCUAUCGGUCGGCGUCAAUGCCCAGGCGAAGGACUUGCGAAAAUGGAGAUAUUUCUCGUCUUGGUGGCGCUUCUUCAGAAGUUUACGUUUACGAAACCAGAGGGCGCUGCAACUCCAAGUCUUCAAGGGGUGUUCGGUGUGACGAACGCGCCAGCCCCAUUUGAGAUAUGCGUGCGGCCGAGAUCGACGGGCUAACCAUUGACUCGCAGAGUGAUGGGCGAUCGUAUAAUGAAGACGCCGCGUGAUUUUUUAGUCACACUGUAUACUUUUCAGAAUAAAGCUGAUAGUGAUUUUCAGGAUAAGGUAGUUUGCAGGGUGAUUGAUAUAUAAUAUACAUGUAUAUACUAUAAAAACCAAGUUUUAGCAAAUUCGUAUGCAUAGCCUAAUAACUGCACUACUGCGUUCUAAAUAACUGCAUUUCAAUUUCCUUGGACCACAGUGAUUUCGGAUGGCGUGCUCUUUUGAUAUACGAUGUUCAGACUUUUAACCCUAUUGGUUACCUCGGUUUCCCGGACGAGGUCAAGGUUAAUAAUGGUCGAAUUAAUUUUUUGUGACUGGAAUCGUCAAUCUCCAAACCUCGCCCUUGGUAACGAUUGCCUAGUGAUACUAGACUCCCUGGGCACUUUAUUGCGUCAUCCUAAUUGGGGCUCCGUAGGGCGAGGGACGAGGCCGGUCCACUGCGUCCGGAGUGUAAGUGAUACUUGCAACGAGUACUCUAGCGUACUUAUACUUCGAAGCAAAUGCUAGCUAUUCUCUUUAUAACUCUUGCUAAAAGACAUCUGUUCACCGCAGGAGUGUAAUAAGUGACAUUACAUCACGGUGUCAAUAACCCUGAGGUAUGCUGUUGAAUGGGAUAAUUAUGUGUAAUACAUGUAAU
Lineus longissimus is the source of this 2175-nucleotide messenger RNA. RefSeq names its product cytochrome P450 2C15-like. Gene Ontology annotation, cellular component: intracellular membrane-bounded organelle; cytoplasm. The coding region runs from base 18 to 1493 and encodes 491 amino acids. Gene Ontology annotation, molecular function: oxidoreductase activity, acting on paired donors, with incorporation or reduction of molecular oxygen, reduced flavin or flavoprotein as one donor, and incorporation of one atom of oxygen; iron ion binding; steroid hydroxylase activity. The record is from RefSeq and is a predicted model, not a curated record. NCBI's taxonomy places the organism in Eukaryota, Metazoa, Nemertea, Pilidiophora, Heteronemertea, Lineidae. Gene Ontology annotation, biological process: xenobiotic metabolic process. The transcript is spliced from 5 exons.